UAUCUUGAAAACCGUUAAUAUAAAAUGUUGGGUCAUAUUUUGUUAAUAUGAAAUGUACGUGUAAAAAAGAUCAUUGUCCCGUUGCAACGCACGGGCAUUUCACCUAGUAAUGAAAAACGGGCUAUAUCUCUGGUGCUGAAAAAAAUAUAUAACAAGGUCACUAAGCCCAUGUUGUUUGGACUCUUCGUGGCCAACCUAGCCGGGCCGAACUUUUCUUUUUCUGCAAAGGCCGACAUAGGCCCGCCUAAAGAAACCUAUCCAGCACACCAGGACGAUGUGGCCUCGUGCGCCCCUCGCCUCCUCCACGUCCACUCCCCCACACGGAUCCCCCCCUAAACCCCUCGCGCCGCCGCCGCUGAUCUACUCGGCCUCCGCCGCCGCUGCCUUCUCCUCCCAUGUCCCGCCGCCCCGCCUGCUCCCUCGUCCCCCUGCUCCGCAGCCGCCGCUGCCCCCACGACGCCACCACCCCUCGGUCCUUCACCGCCGGCUCCGUCCCACCCGGCGUGAUCUCCUACACCUGGCCGCCGCCGCCGCCUCCUCCGCCCAAUCCCACCGGGUCGUGGUGCCCGGCGGCGUCUUAUUCUUCCACGUCGCCGCCGCUCCCGCCCUUCGCGGCAUCCCAUCUCCGCGCCGCCGUCUCCUCGCUCGCCGCCUCGCUCACCGCGAUCCCGGGGCCUGACCCGGACCCGGUGCCCGCCCUCCACGAGCACUCCUUCCCUACCCUCCUCGCCGUCUCUCCGCUCGCGUCGCUCGAGCUCCUCUCGCUGCUCCGGUCCAGGCCGCGGCUAGGGCUCGCCGUAUUCUCAUUCCGCCGCGCGCUCUCCCCGGUCCCCUCGCUCGGCGAGUUCGCCCUCGCCAUCUCGCUCGCGAGCCGCGCCCGCGACCAUGACGCGGCGGCCGCGCUCUUUGCCGACGGCACCGCUACCCAUUCCCCGAACCAGGGGCUGUACAACGCUCUUAUGGCGGCAUACAUGCACAACGGCCUCCUAGACAGCUGCAUCGAGACCUUCCACGCGCUGGAGCGCGACCCAAGGUGCGGUCCGCCCAACGUGGACUCGUACAACAUCCUCAUAGCCCUGUACGGUCGCUCCCUCCUCGUUGACCACAUGGAGGCCACGCUCCAGUCGCUGGAUGCUUCUGGCCAACCCCGCACUAUUGGUACGUACAAUGCAAUCAUCUCUGGUUACCUCACCGCGUGGAUGUGGGACAAAAUGGAAGCCGUGUUUCAUGAGAUGGUGUCGGGCCAUGUUGCUCCAGAUGCUACUACGCAUCUGUUGAUGUUAAGAGGAUAUGCACAUGCCGGGAGGAUCUAUAAAAUGGAGCAAGCUUAUGAGCAUGCUUGCAAACUUGUCAGAAAGUUUGACAUUGUGCAUAUACGUGCAAUGCUUUGCGCAUACUGCAAGUUUUACCAUGUAGGUAGAAUCCAAAAGAUUGAGGAUUUGCUCAAGCAGUUGGGUCCUGAUGAUUAUAGGCCGUGGCUAAAUGUGCUCUUAAUUAAGGUGUACGCUCAGGAGGGGUUGGUUGAUGGGAUGGAGCUGCAUAUUUCUGAGGCAUUGCAACACAAUACCAUUGUCAACACAAUAAAGGUGAUGCGAGCCAUCAUAUGUAGCUAUUUUCGAUAUGACGCAGUUGACAAACUUGUACAUUUUGUACGUCUGGCUGAGGAGGCUGGUUGGAAGCUGUGCCGGAGUUUGUACCACUGCAAGAUGGUAAUGUAUGGGAAUCACCAUCGAUUGGAAGAGAUGCAUGGGGUGCUAGAUGAGAUGGAAUGUUUUAAGAUUGAUCGAACAAAGAAGACAUUUUGGAUCAUGUACAAGGCAUAUGUUAGUUGUGGGCGGAGGGCUGAGGCCAACACUAUACUUGGCAUGAUGUGGAAGCAUGGGUUUGGACUUCCUCGCAACAUAUCUGUUCAAUAACUUGAUCUAUCUGCUCCACCUAUUGGUGAAAAUUUUUGCUUUCUGGCAAGCUACCUGUUUUACUGAAAUGAGCUUUCAAUGCCUUUGCUACUCGAAGAGCAAAAGGACUACAUGAAACCCUAAAGUUCCAGAGUUGAUAGAAGUGUGCGGCAGCAGUGAUGUCUAUGGAAUGUAGUACCUGUGCAGACGGCUGAAGUUGAUGUGGACAUGUUGGCCCUGCAACUACAUUUUGAACCUGCUGCCUUUUGUUGCCCAUUCUUGUUCUGCACAAGUUAUACAGCUGGCCAUGGGAGAGUCAUAGAAGACAUCCGGUGCAUUUAUUAAGAUGAUGCAUCACACUUACACAUAUUUAGCAAGGUGAAGAUGAGGUGCCUUCGUGAUUGGUAUCGUGGUUCUAGCUUUUUAUCAUAGCGGAGGUACUACAUGGAGGUUUUGACUGAAUAUUUAUUCUGCUGCCUUGCUUUUCUGCCCCAUAUUCGGACUGUUGGGAAAUGAGGAUAUGUGAAGCUUGUUUGGCAGUACAUCUUUGAACUUUGAAGAUCAAGCAAUCAGCACUCUCCUUUGGAAUCUCUAUAGUGGUGCUAGAGGGCAAGUAAUGACCAAAUUGAUAGCCUGCAAAGCACUUUAUGGUUUCACAGAAGCUCAAGUGGUGGGUGAUACAUGCGGAAUGUACAUGUACAUGGAACGAAAGGAACCAAACAGUAGGAGAUAAUAGGGCUACUGAUCUGCAUAGAUUUUCUUUAGGGUCAUUAUAGUGGUGCCGCCGAGGCACUUCCAGGUUCUCUCAUUUUCAGGCUAAAAGGCAUGACAUAUAAUGUUACGCCUUUUCCCGCUAAUAAUUGACAUUUGCACCAGUUUUUAACGUGCGUGCAAUCAUUCUUUUGCCAAUCAUACAAGCUGUACUCAGGAGAACUGUAGUUGUCGAGCGUGUCUGAUAGUUUUUGUCUUCGUUCCAUGUAUCGUGUGGCCUCUCCUUUAGCAGCUGCCAAUAAUUGUAGGCCUGUCUUAUUGCUUCAGAUUGGAAUCCAGGUGUUUCCAAUUUGUUUGGUCUUCGCACAA
This is a messenger RNA of Sorghum bicolor (sorghum), 2975 nucleotides long. RefSeq names its product pentatricopeptide repeat-containing protein At2g30780. NCBI's taxonomy places the organism in Eukaryota, Viridiplantae, Streptophyta, Magnoliopsida, Poales, Poaceae. The transcript is spliced from 2 exons. Gene Ontology annotation, molecular function: protein binding; mRNA binding. Bases 396 to 1916 code for a protein of 506 amino acids. The record is from RefSeq and is a predicted model, not a curated record.